AUGGAGGACAAGGAAGAGCUGAGGAAGCUGCUGCGAAGCAUGAUGAGGAAAAGCACAGAUCCAAGGACAAAGAUGCAGGACGAGUACCUGACUGAUGAGGAUAAGGCAAUACAGAGGAGUGAAAGACCUCCCGCAAAGAAAAGGGCAUGUAAAGAUUGUACAUGCGGGCUGAAAGAAGAGCAGGAAGUCAGGACAAGAUCUGCCUGUGGAAACUGCUACAAGGGCGAUGCAUUCAGGUGUAGCGGAUGCCCUUCUCUUGGAUUGCCUCCAUAUGAACCUGGGGAUGUUGUUUCCUUUUCCAUGGACCUAAGCAAUGAGUUCCAAGGGGAGGAUGCAUAG
This is a messenger RNA of Encephalitozoon cuniculi GB-M1, 339 nucleotides long. Its product is annotated as electron carrier DRE2. Gene Ontology annotation, biological process: iron-sulfur cluster assembly. Gene Ontology annotation, molecular function: iron-sulfur cluster binding. Gene Ontology annotation, cellular component: cytoplasm. Lineage: Eukaryota; Fungi; Microsporidia; Unikaryonidae. The transcript has a single exon. Bases 1 to 339 code for a protein of 112 amino acids. The record is from RefSeq and is marked provisional.